Messenger RNA from Entelurus aequoreus (snake pipefish), 3897 nucleotides. It is a transcript of the gene tnfaip8l1, whose product is annotated as tumor necrosis factor, alpha-induced protein 8-like 1. NCBI's taxonomy places the organism in Eukaryota, Metazoa, Chordata, Actinopteri, Syngnathiformes, Syngnathidae. The coding region runs from base 243 to 803 and encodes 186 amino acids. Gene Ontology annotation, cellular component: cytoplasm. The transcript is spliced from 3 exons. Gene Ontology annotation, biological process: regulation of apoptotic process. The record is from RefSeq and is a predicted model, not a curated record.
UUUUUUUUGUACCAGCAGGAGUCAAGUUACAACGAGCUGAUGUGCGGAGGGAAGAAAACACUCUUUGAAUAAUUCACGCGUUCGUGCUUUCGACGGGCAUUGGAGACGACGUCCAGCCGAGAGGCAACAAGCUGUAGGCGGGCAGACAUGCUGUAAAACAUCCUUCCCCGCCUCGCCGGGAUGACGAGCCAAGAGAUUUAGCUGAUACGUUUGUUGCUGGCUGAUUCAGGCAAGAGUUGACCAUGGACUCGUUCAGCACCAAGAGCUUGGCCAUGCAGGCGCAGAAGAAGCUGAUGAGCAAGAUGGCCACCAAGAGCAUGGCCAGCCUCUUCAUCGACGACGUCAGCAGCGAAGUCCUGGACGAGCUGUACCGGGUCACCAAGGAGUACACCCGCAACCGCAAGGAGGCCCAGAAGAUCAUCAAGAACCUGAUCAAGAUGGUGGUGAAGCUGGGGGUGCUCUACAGGAACAACCAGUUCAGCAGCGAGGAGCUGAGCCUGGUGGAGAACUUCAGGAAGAAAGUCCACACCCUGGCCAUGACGGCGGUGAGUUUCCACCAGAUCGACUUCACCUUCGACCGGCGGGUCAUGAGCGCCCUGCUGAACGACUGCCGCGAGCUGCUGCACCAGGCCAUCAAGCGCCACCUGACGGCCAAGAGCCACUCGCGGGUCAACCACGUCUUCAACCACUUCGCCGACUGCGACUUCCUGGCCGCGCUCUACGGGCCCUCGGAGGUCUACCGCGCCCACCUGCAGAGGAUCUGCAACGGCGUCAACAAGAUGCUGGACGAGGGCAACCUCUGACCUCCGAGUUACCUCCCACCCCCAACCCUGAAGUUGACAAUCACCAACGUUGUUUGGUUCUUGCGUGUGCCUCUCAAACACUGAAGUGCUCUCUUGCCCAAAGUCUUUCUUUCCUCACACGGCUUUUGUGUGGAAGCAAACAAAAGGCGGAUAAAGUGAAUGUAAAAGUUAGCGUAGCAGCCUCUCAGUCCAAAGGCACAUUGCUCACUCUGUGAAUCCCUCAGUCGCUUAUAUCUCUCACUGGGAGCGGGAAGACCAUACCUUCCAAAAACAUGUUUUCUAUACGACUGUUGCACUCAAGCCUGAAUAAUGCUGUACCGUUCCUGCAAGAAUGCAAGUCUGUGAAGUGGACUAAUCCUGCUUAGCCUGCGUGUUACCCAAGCUAACGUUGAUCUCCACUUCUACUUCUGGAGGAAUGGUCUGCUUCCUAGCGGGAGCAACAAAGGGUGAGGUAUCUGGGUCAAGGUCGGACCUUGCGCUUUCACAACGGAACGGUCCCGACAAAAGUGGGUCAAUGGAGUGAACCGUACGCUGUUUUAUUCAGGGUAACAUUAGAUUUUGGUCGGAAAACGGGUCGAUUCGCCAGCCGGCUAGGUUAGCAUCUUGCCAGGUCAACACAAGAUGAGGUAUUUGGGUCAAGGUCGGAACCUUGGGUCAAGCUCUGGCCUUGGUUCAACGCUUUCACAACGGAACAGUCCCGACAACUGUACGAGAGGCAGAACUUGCAACAUGCUAACCAAGCUAAUUGUUUCCAAAUGUUUGCCAAAAAGACAGAAAGUGCAAACUGUGGUCUUUUUACCGUACCUUUCAACCAUGAAGUAAACCCCCCUGAUGAAAACUGUGCUAGCAUUAGUAUCCUUGGCUAUGCUAACAAAAGCUUUUUCUUGUUGUUAUCGCCCUAAAGCUGUUUUAUUCAGGGUAGCAUUAGAUUUUGGUCGGAAAACAGGUCGAUUCGCCAGCCAGCUAAAUUAGCGUUUUGCCAGGUCAACACAAGAUGAGGUAUUUGGGUCAAGGUCGGACCUUGGGUCAAGGUCGGGCCUUGGGUCAAGGUCGGGCCUUGGGUCAAGGUCGGACCUUGGGUCAAGGUCGGAACCUUGGGUCAAGCUCGGACCUUGGUUCAACGCUUUCACAACGGAACAGUCCCGACAAAAGUGGGUCAAUGGAACGAACCGUACGAGAGGCAGAACUUGCGACAUGCUAACCAAGCUAAUUUUUUCCAAAUGUUUGCCAAAAAGACAGAAAGUGCAAAAUAUUGUCUUUUUACCAUACCUUUCAACCAUGAAGUAAACCCCCCUGAUGAAACCUGUGCUAGCAUUAGCAUAUCAUACAUUUCAACCAUGAAGUAAACCCACCUGAUCAAAACUGUGCUAGCAUUAGCAUCCUUGGCUAUGCUAACAAAAGCUGUUUUUGUUGUUAUCGCCCUAAAGCUGUUUUAUUCAGGGUAGCAUUAGAUUUUGGUCGGAAAACGGGCCGAUUCGCCAGCCGGCUAGGUUAGCAUCUUGCCAGGUCAACACAAGAUGAGGUAUUUGGGUCAAGCUCGGACCUUGGUUCAACGCUUUCACAACGGAACAGUCCCGACAAAAGUGGGUCAAUGGAACGAACCGUACGAGAGGCAGAACUUGCAACAUGCUAAACAAGCUAAUUGUUUCCAAAUGUUUGCCAAAAAGACAGAAAGUGCAAACUGUGGUCUUUUUACCAUACCUUUCAACCAUGAAGUAAACCCCCCUGAUGAAAACUGUGCUAGCAUUAGCAUCCUUGGCUAUGCUAACAAAAGCUGUUUUUGUUGUUAUCGCCCUAAAGCUGUUUUAUUCAGGGUAACAUUAGAUUUUGGUCGGAAAACGUGCCGAUUCGCCAGCCAGCUCGGUUAGCAUCUUGCCAGGUCAACACAAGAUCAGGUAUUUGGGUCAAGGUCGGGCCUUGGGUCAAGGUCGGGCCUUGGGUCAACGCUUUCACAGCGGAACAGUCCCGACAAAAGUGGGUCAAUGGAACGAACCGUACGAGAGGCAGAACUCGCCACAUGCUAACCAAGCUAAGUUGGUAUCCGCUAAACUGUGCUAGCCUCAGCAUACCGUAUCUUUCAACCAUGAAGUAAACCCACCUGAUGAAAACUGUGCUAGCAUUAGCAUCCUUGGCUAUGCUAACAGACACUUGUCUCACUAAAUCAGUUUUAUUCAGAGUAACAUCAGAUUUUGGUCAGAAAUCAGCUCAAUUAACGAGCUAGCUCGGUUAGCAUCUUGUCGGGUCUCUAAAAAAGGAAGUAAUUGGGUCAAUGUUGGACCUUUGUGAAAGAGUCGCCGCAGACUCGACGUCUCUCGUAGUGAGCAGACGUCACACCUUCAGCCACACCGAUAUCACGCUAGUCGUUUUGAAUAUUUCGCUAAACAAACGACAAAAAGUCCCGACAAAAAGGGGUUCAAUGGAAUAAACCGUACGAGAGGCAGAACUUGCUAGCGCCGUGACAUGCUAACCAAGCUAAGUUGCUAUCUCCAAACUUCGAAGGAUGUUGGGGGGCAACUUUUAGUUUGUUUACCGCACUAAAAGUGAAUUUAAACGUAUCAAAUCUAAACAAUCUCAGCUUCUAAAAGUGACAAAGCAGGAAAUUGUUCUGGUUCUAGGCCACAGACUUUUAAACGCUCCUAAAAGAUGCCGUGAUUUAGAUACAUGCCAUACCUUUCAACCACCACACCUAUUAUGGAUCUACGUGAUGAAAACUCUACUAGCGUUAGCAUCCUUGGCUAUAAUCACAGACACGUUUUCAAUGUUAGCAUCAGAUUUUGCUCAGUUAGCCAGCCAGCUAGCUAGGUUAGCAUCCUUCUACCUCUCUGCCUUUUGUGUUUGUCUGGUCUCGGUGUUGAAGAGUGCGGACAUGUUGUAAGAACUGUACUAAGUAACACAUGUUGUAAGAACUGUACUAAGUAACAGUUGUUGUAAGAACUGUACUAAGUAACAGCUGUUGUAAGAACUGUACUAAGUAACACAUGUUGCAAGAACUGUACUAAGUAACACAUGUUGCAAGAACUGUACUAAGUAACACAUGUUGCAAGAACUGUACUAAGUAACACAUGUUGCAAGAACUGUACUAAGUAACAGCUGU